UCCAUCUCCCACGCGCGCCAUUCAACCCCACCGGCCAUUCGUGUUGGAAGCUUGCAGAAGGGCACCCUGGCUUGCUCCCUGUAACUCGUCUGUAGGGUUUUAGACCUCUUCCAUCCGCCAUUCUUCUUCUACGCGCGCUUUACCAGACUCGAGGUUUGUACUCUAAGAAGGGUUGAACUUUUUGGAUUUCAUGCAUGCCAUAAAGGGUGGGUGGCCAGGGUGUCCUCUUGCCCUAGCCAAGUACAAUGAGUCUGAAGGGAGGAAGACCAGAAUUCGGCGUUCGAAGGAGGAAAGGAAGGCAAUGGUUGAAGUCUUCAUAAAAAAGUAUCAGGAAUCAAAUAAGGGAAGUUUCCCUUCACUCAACCUUACUCACAAGGAAGUUGGUGGAUCUUUCUAUACAGUGCGGGAGAUCGUACGUGAUAUAAUCCAAGAAAAUAGAGUUCUUGGUCCAGGAAAGUUGUCACUAGAAGAGCACAGCACGGAUCAUUUACUUGAAGAGAAUCCACUGCACUCAAUUGCUAUUGAACCUCAAUCUCCUUUAACGUCGCCCUCAGAGGAAUUUGAUUUUCCAAUCAACCACAACCAUUGUAUAAAUGAAGAACCAAUCAUUGUUUCAGAUGAGGAGCAAUACACUUCAAAAAAUAUUCAGGGAUCACAGAAUGGGGUCAUAAUUAACGGCAGCCUGGUGGAUGCCAGUGACAAGGAUUCUGAUGAAGUUAUCCAGACAGAGUUGCUAGUAAAUGAACACAAGAAAAUAGAGGAAGUGUUGAAAGAGGAAUCAGGAAUGCCUAUUAAUCAUGUAACUCCUUUGGCUGUAGAUGUCAAGGUAGGGACAUUCCCGUUGGAUUCAUUUUCUUGGGCUGCUAAUGGUUCAGAUGUAAUAUCUGAGACUUUGAUUUCAACCGAUGCCUCGGAAAAGAAAGUUAGUCAACCCAUCGAGUUAGAAUCAGAUGUUAUCUUGUUUAACAGUGAAGAUAAUAAUUCCACGAAAGCUUCUGGUCGUGCAGAUGAAAAGGCAUUAUCAGAAACAAUGUCUGAUUUGGUGGAGGUAGCACAAAUUGUUGAAGUCACUAAUGGAACUGUGAUGAAAGAUGGUCGCAUACAUGAAGUUGAGGGUCCUGGGUUGGAAAUUUGCACUGAUACUCCAAUAUCUGUGACCUUUGAACAAGGCCAGAAAUCUAGUGAAAUAAAGGCUCCGAAUGCUUCUCCGAGCGGUACCAAGAAUCUCAACGAUUCACGCAACAAUGGCAUCGAUCAGGCUUCAAAAAUCAAAGAGGAGACAGAGGUUAAAAAUAAAGUAGAGGCAGAACAGACUGGUGGCUCCCAGAAAGAAAGCAUUCCAACACUAAAUAGACUUAAUCUCAAAUCAUGGCAUGGGACGUCAAAAGAUUCUUCAAAACCCGAAAACAACCCGCUUUUGGAAAUCCUCAACGCAUUCAUUGCUGCCUUCGUGAAGUUUUGGUCCGAGUAAGUUCUAUGACUGUCAAUCGAAUAGAUAGAGAGUAGUAGUUAAUUUUUCCUGCCACAGAACCUGUCUGUCUGUGUACCAAACCUGCAAUCGGUUACCCCGUCGCCUCCACUCGGUCCCAUUGUCGAUAUUUAUGAAGAGAAAACUGGAGGUGGGUUGGCAUUUCUGUACCCUGCAGUGUGAAAGAAAGCUUAGGAGUAGCCUAAAAGCCUGUAGAAGGGAUUUUCUUCUCUUUUUUUACUGUAAGCAUGAGAUGAUGAGAUACAUGUCGUCCCCACCGCCAUGGUUUUCUUCUAGAAAUGAAGAUUUUGCUCUAAUUAAUGCAUUA
Messenger RNA from Cucurbita moschata (crookneck pumpkin), 1796 nucleotides. RefSeq lists its product as uncharacterized. The coding region runs from base 191 to 1471 and encodes 426 amino acids. Lineage: Eukaryota; Viridiplantae; Streptophyta; Magnoliopsida; Cucurbitales; Cucurbitaceae. The transcript has 5 exons. The record is from RefSeq and is a predicted model, not a curated record.